Molecule: messenger RNA, 488 nt
Organism: Sciurus carolinensis (gray squirrel)
Lineage: Eukaryota; Metazoa; Chordata; Mammalia; Rodentia; Sciuridae
Product: eotaxin-like
Exons: 3
Coding region: 99-395 (98 amino acids)
Biological process (GO): lymphocyte chemotaxis; immune response; positive regulation of ERK1 and ERK2 cascade
Cellular component (GO): extracellular region
Molecular function (GO): CCR chemokine receptor binding; chemokine activity
Source: RefSeq, a predicted model, not a curated record
CUCUAUAAAGACGGACAGAACAGUCACAAAGGCAGAGAGGCUGAGACCAAUCCCAACACCUCCACCUCUCACACAGAAGCCCGCACUCUGGCCCCACCAUGAAGAUCUCGGCAGUACUUCUGUGCCUGAUGCUCACAGCAGCCACUUUCAGCACUCAGGUGCUUGCUCAGCCAGCUUCUGUCCCUACCACCUGCUGCUUUGCUAUGGCGAGUAAGAAGAUCCCAAAUCAGCGCCUGGAGAGCUACAGAAGAAUCAUGGGCAGCAAAUGUCCCCAGAAAGCUGUGAUUUUCAAGACCAGACUGGACAAGGAGAUCUGUGCUGACCCCAAGCAGAAAUGGGUCCAGGAUGCCAUGAAGUACCUGGACCAAAAAUUCCAAACCCCAAUGCCACAAUAAUCACCUUUUGGAGACUAAACCAGAGACUGAGAAAUGCCUGAUUUAGUUCCAUUCCUAUGAUGUAUUCAGAAAUAAACUCAUUAUCAUACCCAA